CAUGGGAUUGUUCUGGCCCACUUUUAGGUGUCAAAAAUGGGUCACUGAGAUACAGAACACAUUAGUGUGACAAUUUCAGCCUGAAGGGACAGAGCUGUCUGAGAAGUGAUGCCUGUUAGAGUGUGAAAGUCAGGGCUUUUAGGUCAGCUCUUCUGAUCAAUGGGCUGGGUGCAGGCGUUGUUCACAGCCUCUGCUUGGAGCACAGGGGAGUUUGGGUUUACCUCAUUCUUUUUCUGAGUGGGAAGGACAGAAUUUGAGCAUUGACUUUUUCAGGAGGAAAAGAAAAAGCCUUCAAGAGCUGUGGGAUUGCUUGGGGAGAGCUCAGCAAUGGUGCAUCUCCUGGCUGGGGUCUGAGCAUUCUCCUGGUCCUGCCCUGCAUUUUAUCUCCUCCAUCACCUCUGAGGCCUGGUGUAUGCUGAGACCUCUAAUAUCUUGUGUCCCCUAGACAACAGAAAGCCAUAAAACCAUACAGAAAGUAUCUUGGGUUGUGUUCCUUGUGCUGGCUGAUAGCCUGGGGAGGUCCAGAAAGGAGGAUACUCAUGGGGAGGGGAUCACCAGUGCCUUAGUGUGGGAAACUUUCCUGAACACCUCCAGGUUGGGAGCACUCCUCUGUGAUGUGACCAUGUCGUUUAUGGGUGAGGCUGAUCUUCCUUAUGGCUGUUUGAGGCAGCAGAACUGCAUGGAUAAUUCCUGUUACCUGCAUGUGACACCAGCAGGAAUUAGCCAGGACUUGCUGCAGGAAGAGUUGUGUUGAUCAUGGACAGUGAAGAAAUCCCUACUUUCUCGAGUCCAAAAGAGGAAACUGCAUAUUGGAAAGAGCUUUCCUUGAAGUACAAACAAAGCUUCCAGGAGGCCCGUGAAGAGCUGGCUGAAUUCCAGGAGGGAAGCAGGGAAUUGGAAGCUGAGUUGGAGGCACAGCUAGUGCAAGCUGAGCAGAGGAACAGAGAUUUGCAAGCAGAUAACCAAAGACUGAAGUAUGAAGUGGAAACAUUAAAGGAGAAACUGGAGCACCAGUAUGCCCAGAGUUACAAGCAGGUGUCGUUGUUGGAGGAUGACCUGAGCCAGACAAGGGCCAUCAAAGAUCAGCUGCACAAAUAUGUGAGGGAGCUGGAGCAGGCCAACGAUGACCUGGAACGUGCAAAGAGGGCAACAAUAGUUUCAUUGGAAGACUUUGAACAAAGGCUGAACCAAGCUAUUGAGAGAAAUGCAUUUUUAGAAAGUGAACUGGAUGACAAGGAGUCAUUGCUGGUUUCUGUACAGAGAUUAAAGGAUGAAGCAAGAGACCUACGGCAGGAGCUGGCUGUGAGGGAAAGGCAGCAGGAGGUGACCCGGAAAUCAGCACCCAGCUCCCCCACUCUGGACUGUGAGAAGAUGGAUUCAGCUGUCCAGGCCUCUCUCUCCUUGCCAGCUACACCUGUUGGAAAAGGAUCAGAAAAUAGUUUUCCUUCCCCAAAAGCUAUACCAAAUGGGUUUGGUACCAGCCCACUGACUCCUUCAGCUCGAAUAUCUGCACUCAACAUUGUGGGAGAUCUGCUACGGAAAGUGGGGGCCUUAGAAUCCAAAUUAGCUGCUUGCAGGAAUUUUGCAAAGGACCAGGCAUCACGGAAAUCCUACAUUUCAGGGAACAUCAACAGCGCAGUGAUGAGCAGCAACAGCACAAAGUACCCACACCCAGGGCACACGUCCUUCUUCGACAAGGGGGCAGUGAACGGCUUUGAGCAAGGGCCCCCCGGCCUGGGGGGCUCCCGCCCGUCCUCGGCACCGGGAAUGCUCCCGCUGAGCGUAUGAGCCCUCAGGGUUUGGACUCGGAUGCUUUUCUCAGCCCACCUCGAGAAGAACUGCUCCCGAUUCCUCCCCAUUCCCACCCUGCUGGAACAUGGCCCUGAGAGGAGGCUCCGGGCCCACGGCCCUCCAUGUCCUGUCAAUACAGUUUGUUUUCUGCUGUUGCUGUAGUGGACGUUCUCUGCCCCGGCCCCACGAGCUGCCACCCUCUGCUGUGCUUGGGGACGCCGAGUUCUGCUCUGCCUGGGGGACAGGCCUGGCCUCACCCCCGGGCUUUCCUUCUCUCUCACUUAGGUCUGACAGAGCCUUGGCCGCUCCUCUCACAAGGCUACCCUGUCCCUGUCCCCUCCCAGGUCCUGCAGCUGCUGCUCUCAGACUUGGUGAAAGUGCCCCGGCUCAGGCCAGCGGUGGCCCUGGGGCCAUUAGCACGUGGGAGCCGGCCCCAGAGGCUGUCUCAGGGGCAGCUGCAGCCAUGGCAGUCAGAGCAGGGCUGGGAGAGCAGCUCCAUCCCCUCGGGACAGCUGGACACACACGGUGACCAGGCUCCUCGGUGGCAGUGCCCUGGGGUGACCGUGGCAGCCUGCCCUGGUGCAGGGAGGGGCAGUGCUGUGGCCAGGGGCUGUGCCCUCAGGUGCCCCCAGGGCUGCCCCACAGCUCCCUGGCCCUGCUGGACUUGGCCUCCGUCCCUCACCCCACACAGUGACCCCAUGGGAGCUUUAGGAAGCUGCUGCUGCUCCCCCUGGCCCCAAGAACCCCCUGCCCAUCCACCCCCUGUGCUGUAGGACUGGAUUGUACAGCCUCACCUGUGGGCUUCUGUGACGGUUUGGGGCAAAUGAACCUUGUGGGUCUUUCAAGCAACACAUUUGUGUGGUUUCUCUGUCCAUGUGCCUCAGACUCCUUGGAUUUUUAGACUGAACCAGCAAAUGGAGCCAGGGUUGGAGCUGAGGGUUCAGCAGUCACCAUUCAGGGCCACUGCAGCUCCCAGACCAUUGAGUUACAAAUGCUGAGAAAAAACCCCACUGGCCCAGCAGUGGAGGUGGGAUUGUCCCUUUGCCAUUAGGGUUUGUAUGGUCCUUCCUUCCUGUGCAUCCUCUGCUGCAUUUGACUGUUUACAUUUGUUUUAUUGUACAUAGAUUUGUAAACAUGAUACCUUUGCCUGAGGUCUUUGUACAUAACUUGGGCUUUGUAGCUUUAUUUAUGCAGCCUCUCUCUGGCAUGUUUCCAUAGGAUGUACCGUUCCACCCUGGUGCCACUGACAUGAUGUGGUUUCAAAAGAAUGAAAACAAAUGAGAGUAAUCUUCCAAAAAUA
Cinclus cinclus is the source of this 3091-nucleotide messenger RNA. It is a transcript of the gene NDEL1, whose product is annotated as nudE neurodevelopment protein 1 like 1. Gene Ontology annotation, cellular component: centrosome; kinesin complex; kinetochore. The record is from RefSeq and is a predicted model, not a curated record. Gene Ontology annotation, molecular function: microtubule binding. The transcript has 9 exons. Lineage: Eukaryota; Metazoa; Chordata; Aves; Passeriformes; Cinclidae. Gene Ontology annotation, biological process: microtubule nucleation; chromosome segregation; centrosome localization. The coding region runs from base 757 to 1788 and encodes 343 amino acids.